This is a messenger RNA of Myxocyprinus asiaticus (Chinese sucker), 6951 nucleotides long. Its product is annotated as N-acetylaspartate synthetase-like. The record is from RefSeq and is a predicted model, not a curated record. The transcript is spliced from 3 exons. The coding region runs from base 299 to 1138 and encodes 279 amino acids. Gene Ontology annotation, cellular component: mitochondrial membrane. Gene Ontology annotation, molecular function: L-aspartate N-acetyltransferase activity. NCBI's taxonomy places the organism in Eukaryota, Metazoa, Chordata, Actinopteri, Cypriniformes, Catostomidae.
AUUUAAAAUGACACGUUAGGGUGUUUCUUUUGUACUCUCACCUCCCACCCAUGUCAUGUGGCACGACGCUCCAUCCAAUCAGCGAGAUGAGGAGAACACCCACUCUCCAGAAACUGAAUGCGGGUUUGGCGCAAUAUAAAUACCACUUGUGAUACACCGGCAAGUAUUGGUCGCGAGGAAGCUCAGGGUUGCAGCAGUGCAUCAAUUGUGCAUCAAUUAUUUUCUUUCCAUUACAAAGACCAGCACCCAUACUUUCUUUUCUUCUCUUCCCAGUUUUAGUUCAUUCCAGGCCAGUUGCAUGCAUUGUAUGUCUGCCAAAAUGGUUUGCGAAACUAAAAUCGUUGCAGACGAACACGAGGCCAUAGCUGGGAGCAAAAAAGAUUCAAUGAUCGUUUCCUCCUCGCAAAUGUGGACGUCUUCUCCCAGUGCGCACGAGAGAAAGGAUGAAAAACGGAAUCAGGUUUUUAUCCGCGAGUUUGAACAUUCUGACCAUGAGGAGGUGCGCCGGAUCUUCAACGAGGGAAUCAUGGAGCGCAUACCAAAUUCGGCAUUUCGGGGUCUAAAACAGCAAACUAAAAUCCAGUUUAUCUACGCCUUUCUCACAGUAAUGUGCUAUGUUAUGACCAAAUCCUUCAUACUGACCUUCUGCACACCCUUUAUUCUCAUGGGUGCACGUUAUUACUACAGCAGAAAUUUCAUACUCAACUACCUGGACUGCGCUCUGCACACUGAUAUGGCUGACAUAGAGGCAUAUUACAUGAAACCCACAGGCUCUUGUUUCUGGGUGGCAGUUUUGCAAGGCCAGGUGGUGGGAAUCGUAGCAGCGCAUGGUAGAGAAGAUGACAACACAGUUGAACUUCGUCGCAUGUCUGUGGACUCUCGUUUUCGUGGUAAAGGCAUUGCCAAGGCUCUGGGUCGACGUGUUCUAGAGUUUGCCAUGUUAAACAACUACUCGGCCGUGGUUCUGGGAACGACUGCAGUCAAGAUGGCCGCCCACAAGCUGUACGAGUCAUUGGGUUUCCGGCGAGUGGGAGAGAAUGAGGACUACACGCUGCCAGGGAUGACCCGUUCACUGCUGGAGAGGCUCUUCUUCCAGAUCCGCUACAGCCGGUACAGAUUACAGCUUAACGAAGAGUGAGAGACAGAGAGUUAACUUGAGCGUGCAAGAUAGAAUAUAAACGAAGUCGCUGGCAAUGACCCUGAACCUCCCACUGAUCCGGUCCUCUUCUACCUGUUUAUUUAUGUUUUUUUUUUGUUUUUUUUUAAAGAGUCAUAUCUGUUCCUACAACUUUUAUUUUUAUUAAUUCUUAUUUUGAUUCUUAUUUGUAUUGUUAUAUACAUUUUUAAGGGGGUUUAGUGGACGUUUCAUUCCUUUGAUCACACUAGAAGUUUCUACACUUAGUCUUUCUUUUUAUAGUCAUCUUGCCACCUUAAAACACCAUAAACAAGUAAAUAGCUCUUUUUUUAUUUUAUGUUGUUAGGAUAUGACUGGAAAUUUGUUUACAGUGACAAAUAUCCCUCUAAAAACAUUCUGCCUCUGACCCUGAUCCACAGAGUAGCACAGACCAAUCUUAAAGAUCAUCAAGCAGUGGACGCAGGGACUAGAGGGAUGGAGGAAGUAAACUUUGAUCCACCUUUUCUGAUGCUACAGUCCUCUUUUGGCAACAUUAGCAGUCUGGUGGAAUCAAACAGUCCAUAAAAUUUGAAUUUUUAGUCCGAAGCACAGCAUGUCUCAUUUAACUGUGUCUAUCUAACAAACAAAAAAGAAAGCUCAAAAUCUGGUGAGUAUUAAAAAGCCAGUGAUUUAUAUCCCAAAGCUCCUAGUGUUGGUUGAGCAGGUUCCCAGUGUUAAGCCACAGUAUCUUAGAAACCACAAGAAAGAAAUUAAAGUUCUUUCAUGUUGAAGAAAAAUCUUUAUCUACACUUUUGGCUGACAUUAAAGUUGCAGUCAGUGAAAUAUAAGUUUACAGAAGUAAUUAAUUGUUGUUAAAAUCUAAAUUUAUUUUAAAUAAACACCUGUCAUAUACUUUAAAAAUCUGAAUUAAUAUAUAGCCAUCAUGGAACCAAUUUGAGCACAUACAGUAUCUAUUUUUGUACUGAUUUAAUCAAGCUUUAAUAGCCAUUUGAUUUAAAUUUUGUAAACUUUGUGGAUAAUUUCACCCUUCAGUUUGGGGAGAAAAUAGCAUUUAAAACAAAAUUUCUGAAUUGUAGUCAUGUUUCCCCAUCUGAUAUUGCUCCUUCACUGCAAUAUCUAAAAUCUGAUUAUAAAAAAACUAAAAUGUAGAAAAACAGAUGCAAUCAAAUAUGACUCCAACAGUAUUCAAAUUAAACUUGGGUGGCAUAAUAGCUGCAGUCUGAUGAUGGAAUGUAAAUUAAACUGAGCACAAAUCUAAAUUUGGAUAAAUAUAAAAAAUUGACUUUACAAGUAUUCAAUAUAGAAGGCUUCAUAUUCUGCAACUAAUCAAUGUAUACAUAAAAUGUUUGAAUACGUAUUAAUGACACCCAUAAUCUCUCGCCGUUUCCAUUCUUCUAUCACAGUACCAGCAGAGGGAGAGAUAUAAACCACAAUGAGCCUCAUCUGUGACAUACUGUUGUAUAAAGUUAAGCAACUAAAUGUGAUUAAAAAUACAUAGAAGUAACUUGUAGUGCAAAAAACAUGAACCUCGUUAGUUUUCCUUGACUUGACUUUAACCCCAACCCCUUUAAAAAAUCUGACUGCAACCCUGGGCCAGACCCCUCCCUCCCUUACAUGCCCACCCUUCAACCCCAUCCCCAUAUCUGCAUGCACCACUGAGUCUUGUUGUGCUGCCUCUUUCCAUUCUAGCUUGUACUAUCCCCAUACUUCCGUCUUUGAUGUCACAGUAGCAGUGUGGAAAUCGCUUAGAAUGUGAGAUGGGCAGGGUCGGCCAAAUACUAGGACUACCUAAAAGCUUGCUGCUUCAAUGACAUCACAGCUUUCAAUAGUAGAAUGCAAGAGCAAUGCAAAUGUGUGGCAUGCCUCUGUACCUGGUUUGUGCAUACAGUGCCUGCCAUGGAGAAGUAAACUAUAUUUAAAAUAUGUAAAACAAGCUUCUUUUUUAACUGAACAUAUAACAAAAACGUGUGUUUCAUUGUUCAAAGAAUUUGUUGCAUGAAACGUCUUUGAAUGAAAAAUGAGCAAGAAAAUACCAUCUUUCACAUGGCAAGUCUUAAAAGUGAAACUGUUUCUUUUUUUUUUUCUUUUUUUUUUUUUUAAUGUAAUUUCAGUUUGUUUAAACAUUUUUAGGCUGGAUAUCAUCUCAUUUUAGGGUAUUGUGAGAUGUCUUUUUUGUCUUAAGAAGGCCUUGAUUUAUCUGAAUGCGCUGUUUUAAUUACAGAUAAGUUUGGUGAUGCUUCUCACUUUAUUUGUGAGGGUGUCCCUACUAGAAAGCAGUUCUCUUUGACACAACUUUGCCAGUUGCGUGUGCCAGUCAAAUUAGACAUCUAAUUUGUCUCACCUGUCUCCCUUAAAAUUGACUUCUUAUUUAAUGGCCAGUUAAGCUGUAUUAAAAUGCAUUGACAUCCUUAAGAGGAAGGUUCUGGGGGGAUAAAAUCUGUGAUAUGCUGUUUAAACUAUCGACUUGAAUACUGCCUGUGUAAACCCAAAGCCAACAAGCUAAAGAUCCCACUUGUAUAGAGCAUUACGUAAGGUCUUCUGAAACAUGUGUUCUAAAUUGUGAAAAGCCUAGUACUCUUAUGUGAGACAAUACUAAAAAACAAACCUCAUAUGUAGUAUAAAAAUAUUUUCUACUAUCAGGAGUUCCUCAGAUACAGGCUUUACUCUAUUCCACUUUUGGGAUCAAAUUAUCCAUGGUUAUUGUCCAAUCAACAGUAAAAACACACAAAUGUCUGCAUCUCAUUAUUUUGAAUGGGAUUAACCACAGUGCUGUCAGAUGUGAAUGUACAUGUCAAUCAGAAAUGUAGUACGUUUUUCAAAGAUUUAGAUUUGAACAGUGUUUGAAGAACUUGGGGUCUUUUGCUAUGAGUGUUAAUAUUCUUCUGUAGUUCAUCUGCCUUGACUUAAAAAUCCUUAUAUUAUUAUUCUGAAUGCAGUUAGCAUGGGAUUGGGGAUUACAGGUAUAAGGUGCAUGUAUUGUUGCCAGAUUAAAGAGAGCCUUGAGGCCCGGUAUACUUCGUUUUUGUGCGGUCUAGAUUGGAUCAUGCCCGGUCGACCGUGUUGCUUUUGAAAGUAUACUCUACUGACCACAAGCGAAUAAGAACGCAUUCGACACAUGCCCACUACAACUGCUUUGAGAUACUCUUUUGCUACAGUCAACGGCAGGUGCAUGUGCCGACGAUGCGCACAGACAAGGACUGUCCACGUGUUGAGAAAAUCCAAGUAGGUAUAGCUGCAGUCCGGAGAUCUCCAAAUGGGGGGCGGAAUCUCCAAAAGAGGGUGGGAUUACUCCAGAAGGGGGUGGGGUAACUCCAAAUGGGGGUGUCACUUCCACACAUGGUUAAGGUUAGGUGAGGGACUUCUAUUUAUUUGCUGGCAGAUUGGGGUUCCUAGCCCUUUUUGGAACACUGCCUGCAGCUAUAUCCUUCUCAGCAACACAGAAAACCGAAGUAUACUUUGGCCUUUACUGUAAUGUUAGAUUGUUGUAUUGCAAGAAUACCAUGAUCACUGCUUGUGUUUAACUAAUCUGUUGACCAGUCCCUGAUCAUGCUACUAGUUUUGCACAUGCUAAAACUUUUGCACAUGCUGAAGGCUGAAUUAAAUUGGAUGUAUGUAUACAGUUAGUGUGAUAUGUGCUAGGUUAAGGGUUUAAACUAGUGAUUCAGAAGCAGCUAAAAGAAACAUUAAUGGGGUUUAAAGGUCACUAGGUUGUGAUUGGCUAAUGGAUUUCUCUGAAAGUAAUUUUUGUUUUUGUUUUUUGACAGAGUUCUACUCAUAUGUCAAAAGUCCCACAGAAUUAAAGUGCAUCCUUUUUAUAUAAAUUUCUAGUGUGUUAUAAGAAGAGUUAUCGAUGACGAUAAUAAUAUAAGGCAUUUAGAUUGACCUUGGUAACCUGCAUAGAGAUGGCUGCUACAAUGUUUCACUUUACAGAAGAUAGGGAUGUCAGGGAAGAUCCACAAUGGUAGAAAAACUUGUUUCAUCACUGUCACUCUUUAGGUGAUAUAUGGUACAAGCUAACAAACCAAAGUGUGGAGCUGCUCCCAUUGUACAAUUAUUUUCUUUUAUUGGUUAAUUUUUAAGUUAUCUCUUUUUACUAAGAGUUUGUCUAACAUGCUUAUGUAUGAUCCACUAUAAUGUAUCAUUAUUACUAUUUUUAAAGGUUAAAUUUGCCAAAGUUGGGAUGUUUGCUGUAUUUUGUUAUUUUGCUGUUUGUCUUUUAGAUGUACAGUUAUUGCCACAACUCCAUAUUUAUAGGAUUCAUUUGGAACUCAAGCCCAAUGUGCCAUUUGAUUAAGCAAUAAUACAAAGUAUCACAGUAAAAAAAAACAUGAGAUUAUAAAAGUGAUAAAAUGUUGCAUUCAUGUUCAAUCCAUCAUACUUUACUGGUGGCAUUCACUAAGAUGUUAUUAGUAUUGGCACAGCAACGUUGCCACAGACAAGCAAAGGCCUGAGAAGAAGUGAAUGCAAUUUUUUUUUUUUUUGUAUAUCUUAUUUUCAUUAUUUUAUAUUUCAGUGUUUCUAAUGGCAACUAACAUGUUUACUUGUAACUUGAAGAUGAAUUCUUUAGUUUACGGUGGCUUAUUAUUGUGUUUGUGUGUACUGAUUCCCCAAAAAUAAGUGAAAACUUUGUGACUAACUGAUGUCGGGCCUUUGAAAGUUGUGCCUAGCUCUGAACCGUGAUUGGUAAGUUUCGAAUAUCCAAAGUCUCCUAAUUCACAGGGAGUGCAGUCUAAAGCAAUCUGCUCCUGUUGCAUUUAUCACAACAGAGAAGUCAACACUACAAAAUUUCAAGCUUUUAAGAUUUUUCUUGAAGACAAAAAGAAUGAUCCUUUUUUAUUAACAUUUUAAUGGUAAAGUUGUAAAAUGUAAUUUCCUGUAAAUAGCAUUUGGGGACGUUUUAUGAUAAUUUUGUAACAGAAACUAUAUGAAUAUAAUUACUGUACUUAUUUUAAGAUGUUUACAAAAAAAUGACACACUUUGGAAAACUACUGCAAACUGAGACACAAUUUUAAUUUAUACAAUCAGCUCACAUCUGUGCCAAUCAGAGCAAACACAACUUUCAGAUUCCCUGCCAUCCUCUUAGCACUGAACUUAUUAGCGGCUCUUAGAAGCAUUGCAAACUGCAGGUGGGUUACAAAUGAUAGCAAAUUACUCUAGUUUAUGGGUAAAUCAUUGGGAAUACUUUGGAAAUGUAAGGCACUUAUGAGGUAACUUCAGAAGUUUGUAAUACUUAUUUUCGUUUCUCAAGAUAAACUCAUGUUUACAGUUUCUGGAGUAAGUUGGCUUCAUUUGUGCCAUUCAUGUCAGCGAGCUGAAUACAUUUCAGUUGUUGUCUGCCUGUAACUAUGGAAACAAGGCCACACAAAGCACAGCAGGAAAAUUAUAUGCAGCCACACACAGGGGCGGGGUCAGUUGCCACACAUUGGGGUGGGUCUAAUAUAGGGUUGGAAAUUAUAUGAUAAUGAGGUUGAAAGUUCUGGGUAGUGGAGAAUGCAGUUUAGGGAAGGAAAGAGGAGGUUUGGAGGUUUUGGCAUGGCAAAUCUGACCUUGCUUUACCUGUUUGGUCGCAGUGAUCACCUGGUUCAAUUAGUUUGAAAUAAUUGUACUGCCUUGGUUUCUUUAGAUGUCCUUUUGUAGUAUUUCUAUUUUAUUUGCUGUAUACUUUGCCCCCUUCUUUUUCUUUCAUUUUUUUUUUUUUUUUUUUUUUUUAACACAGGAACUUUGUAAAGAUAUAAAGAAAAGUUUUCCUGAUUUAUGAAAGGAAAGGAUGUACAUACUGUAUCGAUUAAAGGAAUGAUGCAUAAAGCUUGUACAAA